Molecule: messenger RNA, 2096 nt
Organism: Polyodon spathula (Mississippi paddlefish)
Lineage: Eukaryota; Metazoa; Chordata; Actinopteri; Acipenseriformes; Polyodontidae
Gene: cbx6a
Product: chromobox homolog 6a
Exons: 7
Coding region: 44-1759 (571 amino acids)
Source: RefSeq, a predicted model, not a curated record
GUCACGUGUGCGGCUGCUUAUUCUGGUCUGUCCGGGCUGGAAGAUGGAGCUGUCUGCUGUCGGAGAGCGAAUCUUUGCCGCCGAGUCCAUCAUCAAACGCCGGGUCCGAAAGGGUCGAAUCGAGUAUAUGGUGAAGUGGAAAGGAUGGGCAAUCAAAUACAGUACGUGGGAACCUGAAGAAAACAUUCUGGACGGCCGCCUUAUUGCGGCUUUCGAGCAGAAAGAGAGGGAGCGGGAACUCUAUGGUCCCAAGAAGAGAGGACCCAAGCCAAAAACCUUCCUUUUAAAGGCUCGUGCCCAGGCGGCAGAAGCAGUCCGCGUAUCAGAGCUGCACUUCCCUGCUUCCUCGAAACACCCCUCCUCUUCCUCUUCCUCUUCCUCUCACUCCCGCCCCCACCACGCCCCUCCCCUCCGCCAUCCCCACCCGGUCGUCUCCCCCAAGCUCCACUCCGGGGCUGCCGUUCACAAGCUGAAAAAAGACAUCCGUCGCUGCCACCGCAUGUCUCGGCGCCCCCUGCCCAGACACGACCUCCUGCCCUCGGGCUCCCACUCCGUGUCCGCCCCCUCCGGAACCCCGGGGGGCCCCCAGCUCCUCCGCCCGCCUGUGUCUCCCUUCUCUGAAACGGUGCGGAUCUUGAACCGCAAGGUGAAGCCUCGAGAGCCCAAACGAGGCCGGAUCAUCCUCAACCUCAAGGUCAUUGACAAAGGAACGGGUAAUAAUGGCAGUGGCCACGGCAAUGCCCCCCCCAGUGGCACAAUUCGCAGGAACCCCCCCGGCCGCCCCAGAAUCCCGUCCCGCAAUCGAGUGAUCGGGAAGAACAAGAAGUUUGGUGAGGCUGGGCUGCCCAUGCGAGCUCCGGCCCACAUGAAGUUUGCCGGCUUCUCUCUAUACGGGAAACAGCAAAACCUAAGCGGCACCCCUCCUUCCUCAUCAGCCGCCCUUCCCUCUUCUGCUCCCUCCACUCUCCUGGGACGUCCCGCCGCUUUAGGGCGCCCUCCUACUUCGCCUUCCGUGAAGAAGCCCCCGGCGAUCGGCCCUCCUUCCUCUGUGGCGGGGCGCUACCAGCACAGCUCCCCUUCGUCCUCCUCCUCCUCCUCCUCAUCCUCCUCCUCUUCCACCAGCUCGGAGUCGUCUUCAGGCAGCUCCGGCUCCAGCAGCUCUUCAUCCAGCGGCUCGGACUGCCCCCCCUCCCCUCCUUCCCAAAUCCAGCCCCCUCCUUCCUCAACCGCAGUCCCUCCCUCCAGCGCCCGGGCCGAAUCCCCACAGCCCCCUAAACUGAGCCCCCAGACCACUGGCCCCAGAUCGGGUCUGCACCACCGCUCCUCCUCCUCCUCCUCCUCUUCCUCCUCCUCCUCGUCCGAUGAAGACGACGUGGAGUCCAGGGUCUUGGAUCUGUCCGUCCCUCCCGAAUCCAGCGCGGCAACUCCCGCGAACAAGGAAACUCGCAAUGACAACGACGACGACGAAGACUUCGAGGACGUCAAGGGCGGCCGGUCGUCUCCCCCUCCCGUCGCUGGCUUCGAACCCGGCCCGGAUUGGCGCCCAGAGAUGUCCCCUUGCUGCGCCAACGUGGUCGUGACCGACGUGACCACGAACCUCUUCACCGUCACCAUCAAGGAGUUCUGCAACGCGCAGGAUUUCACGGGCGCCAAACCGACGAAACUGAAGAAGCCUGGAAUACAAAAAGAUCAACGAUGUCAAAAAGCUACUGAGGAAAGCGUUGGUAAUUACACCCGAAAUUGGACAUGCACGAUUUAGACAGGAGGCAAUUAUUACUUGCGCAACUUGGAAACAAGACGAACACAUGUAUCUAUAUAUGUAGAUUUCAGUUAUAUAAUUUUAUUUUGUUAAUCCAGAAUGCAACUAGUUAAAGUGUAAUUAAAACACCUCUCAAGCAAGCAAACAUGCAGACAGAUGCACACUCUGAAAUCAUGCUUUUACCUUGUGUUCUGUUUGGUUUUUUCGUUUUUUUUUAUCAGUGACGAUUCAGAGUAAAUGGCUAUGACAGUGAUAUUCAGGAUGUUCUGUCGAUGUACACCUUGUAUUUUUUGCUUAUGUUUAUUGUACUGGCACUUAAAUAAAACAAUGAAAUAUA